This is a messenger RNA of Solanum stenotomum, 782 nucleotides long. RefSeq lists its product as uncharacterized. The record is from RefSeq and is a predicted model, not a curated record. Lineage: Eukaryota; Viridiplantae; Streptophyta; Magnoliopsida; Solanales; Solanaceae. The transcript has a single exon. The coding region runs from base 98 to 574 and encodes 158 amino acids.
CACUGCCAAUUCCUCAACUCUAUCCACACAACAAAAUUUUAAAAAAUCCUCUGUUUUACCCUGUUUUUUUCUCUCUUUUCUAAAAAAAUCAGUUGAAAUGGGUAUUUGUACAUCAUCACCAUUGAUGACAAAACAAAAUGGAAGCAUAAUGAAUUUGCCAGUUACAAAAGUAGCCAUGGUGAUUCAGAUGAACGGAAAACUUCAAGAAUUCCGGCAACCCAUUACCGCCGGCGAGAUCGUUAUCCAAAACCCUGAUUUCUUCCUUUGUAGCUCAGAAGCCAUGAAUGUCAAUUCAUUAGUUCCUCAAUUAGCCAAAGAUGAAAUCUUGCAGCUUGGUCAGCUUUAUUUUCUUUUGCCGAUUUCUAAAUUACAAACCCCACUUUCACUUCAAGAUAUGUGUGUACUUGCUGUUAAAGCAAGCACAGCUCUUAAUGAUUACUGUAAUUUGUCCAAUAUAGUAACCGGGUCGUCAGGAAUAUUAACAAGAAAAUUCAAGAAAAUGCACGAUUGUCAUACUAAGGAUUUGAACCUGAGACUUGAAGUUUUCGAGUCACCUCUGCCACUACAGUACUAGAAGUUUUCUUUCGGGGAUUCAAAAUUUAUAUAUAUAUCAAUCAGUGUCAUAUGAUUUAAAAUGACCAAGGAUGUCGGAGGAAAAUUAUAUGUAAUUUUUUUCGAUUUAGUCAUUUGGUAUUCACAACUCACUUAUUAUUUACUAUGGACUUGUAUGGGUAGGCACGCUAAGGGAAAAUGCUUCCUUAUCCAGAAGUUUAUUAUCUCAA